Messenger RNA from Salvia miltiorrhiza (redroot sage), 3195 nucleotides. RefSeq names its product putative disease resistance RPP13-like protein 2. Gene Ontology annotation, biological process: defense response to other organism. Gene Ontology annotation, molecular function: ADP binding. The transcript is spliced from 3 exons. Lineage: Eukaryota; Viridiplantae; Streptophyta; Magnoliopsida; Lamiales; Lamiaceae. The record is from RefSeq and is a predicted model, not a curated record. Bases 569 to 2356 code for a protein of 595 amino acids.
UGGUUUACUGAAUCCAAUACGUGUAUUCUUUUUCUUCUCGAAUACAAAUAUACAUGAUGCUUGCUUAUUAUCUAUUGUCAAAAUAGAAUCAGAAUAAUGAAUCUUGUGCAUAAAGUGUAGAAGGGAGUCCACUAAAAUUGAGCGAAUAAAAUGACUUAUCAUAAUUGAUGUGUUAAAUGUUUGAAUAUUUUAUAAAUAUUGAGUGUAAAUAAUGUUUAAAAUAAAAGAUAAUUUAAGAAAAUUACAUUUUUUUUGUAACUGGAUAAAAGUAGUAAUAAAAUGGAUAUCAGGUAGUUGCAUCAGUUAAUUUUCUCCCGGCCCCUUUCUGCUAUCUAUUACAAGCUACACUAUAUUUGUUGAAAAUUAAGUAUUUAUUGUUUCUAUUUAACCUACUAAAUGAAAUACUAUAUAACUUGUUGAGUUUGGUUCAAUAUCCCUCCCAACUCUGUUUUGGCUUUGUUCAAAUAUGCAAGCGAAGAUAAGGAAAGAGGGAGAUUGAAUAGGAAACUUAAUCAAGACGAGCAAAGAUAAGAGGAAAAUUCAGAAAAAGUUUGGUGGAAGCAGAAACAUGUUAGAGGCCCUCCUCUUAUCGGUGAUAGAGAAGCUGGAAAUCAAUCAUCAAAGGGGCAUGAUAAAUGAGGAAGUCGUAAUCAAAGAUAUGAAAGAGAUUUUGGAUAUUGUGAAGGAUAAGAAAUUGGAAGAGGGGAGAAGGCUAAAUUUUUUGGUAUCUGACCUAGUCGACGUGGCCGGCGAUGCCCUCGACCUUUUCAAGCAACGCAAAAUCUAUUUUUACUACUUUGAGUCCGUCCUUAGUUGGAUCGGAGAGAUCAAACAGUACUUGCUUAAACUGGGAGAUGAUGGAGCGGAGACGGAGACGGAGUCGAACAUGAGAUCGUCAGAUAAUGUUGAUGACAAAUAUGUGGUGGGCUUGGAUGAAGAUGUGGAAAUGCUGCUUCGCACAAGGAUUAUUGGUAGGGAAGGAUACAACAGUUGGACUACUCUUAUCAAAGGGAUGGCUGGUAUUGGAAAGACAACUCUUGCGAGAGAGAUAUACAACCAUCCAACCGUCAUUGAGCAUUUCGAGCGUCGUGCUUGGGUAUCUAAUUCUACUUACUUCACUAUGAAAGAGCUACUUAUCAAACUAAUACAACAGGUAGAAGAUCCUCAGAAUCUCCAUACAUCUUCCUCAUUGGAGAAUAUGGACAAUCGAAGCCUCCGAGAUAUGCUUUCUCAACACCUGCAAGGAACGCGAUAUUUUAUAGUUCUCGAUGACAUGCCCAGACAAGUGCACUUGAAGUCUUUCUUGGAAGCUCUUUCACAAGAAUCAGUCAAUGGAAGUAGAUUGCUGUUCACAAGUCACAUGAAGCAUACGAACUUAACUCUAGAAGUCGAAGAUGUUCAUGAGAUGAAACCUUUGGAUUCUAAAGAGAGCUGGCAAUUGUUUUUGAAAACAAUCAACCAUGGCAAUAAAUUGACGGGUGAACACAAAUUCCCAAUGUACUUGGAGCAAAGAGGAAAACAAAUGUUGACGAAAUGCGGCGGUCUGCCAUUAGGUAUAAAAGAGGUGGGAAAGCAGUUAGCGGAAAAGAAAGUCUCUGAAGGGAGUGAAUGGGAACAACUUCUUGAAUCAGUUGAUUUCACUUCAACAUUGAAGUUAUUGGAACCAUUUUAUCAUAAAUUGGAUCCUGAAUUGGAGUCAUGUUUCUUGUGUAUGGCCUUCUUUAAGGAAAAUGCAACUUUGAGGAAAGAAAAGUUGAUGCAGAUUUGGGUUGCAGGAGGAGCUGGUUCACAACCUGACUGUCGACAUUCUUUAGAUGGUUUAAUCAAUGAAUCUGUUAUUUCAGUCAAGGACAAGAGCACAGAGUAUAGCUUGAAUCCUCUGCUACAUAUGAUAUCCAUCCAAAAGGCAGAGGAGAAACUAGGUUUUGAGAUCCUAAGGAACAAUGGAAAUAAUCGACCUUUUGAGAGUCCUCGUCAUCAUCGUGUUAUCAUUUGCAGCAGAGACAAGUUCAACUACUCCACGGAUCACGAUAAACGUCUUGUUUCUCUCUUCUUCCAUGGAGGUGGCUACUUCGACACUAGUCCAUCUUACUGGAACAGUUUUAAGAAGCUUAAGAUUCUUGACUUGGAAGAUUUUGGGUUGAAGAGUUUACCAGAAAGUAUUGGCACAUUGGUAAAACUAAUAUACUUGGGAUUGAGAAAUAAUUACAUAAAAGAGCUGCCACAGUCGUUGGGGUGCUUGAAAAAGCUUGAGGUUCUUGACAUAGCUCAAAACUUUAUGGUGGAGGUGCCGGAUAUUAUAUGGGAAUUGCGUAGCCUUCGCCAUCUCUACAUCUCUGAUCUGAUUUUGAUCUGAUUUUCUGGAAGCCUUUGAACACAUGCCCGCUAUACAACGUGUAUACCUUAACCUACAUCUCGGUUGAUAAUUUGGCAUAUGUGCAAGAGAGGUCAAACAUGCCGUCUUAUCUUAGGAAAUUGGGGAUAGAAGGAUUGGAUGGAAACGCAGAUAUAAGCAAGCUCUUUAUGGAAUUGGUUAAAUUGAGGUUUAUUAAUCAUCUGAUCUUAAGAGGGUUUCGUUUCAGAAGUAUGCCUUGUUUGGAUGGGCUUCAUAAUCUACAAAUCCGUAUACUCAAAUUGGAUGGACUCCUUGCCAGCUUACCAAAUUUCCCUUCAGAUAUUGAAUCAUUGACGUUGGUUAACAACAGUCUUGAUGAAGACCCCAUGCCAUUACUAGGGGAGCUAGGCAGUCUAACCCACCUCAAAUUGCGGAAUGCAUUUACCGGUCGAGAAAUGGUGAUCUUGCAUGACGGCUUUCCUGAUCUCAAAGUCUUGUGCAUCGAAGAGAUGUGGAAUCUGAAAAACGUGCAAAUUGAAAAAGGUGGAAUGAGUUCGCUUGAGAAACUAGAAAUCAAGAAUUGUCCAAGUCUGGAGAGCCUCCCUGAAGAGAUUGGGUCUAUGACUCUUCUCAAGGAGUUAAAGAUGGUGACAAUCAAAAGCAUUGCAACCAAGAUCAGAAAUUCAGAUUUAAUCUCCAAGAUAUGGAAGGUGAAUAUCAACCCUUGAGCUAGCGCAGUUGUCUGCAUUAUUGUUGUGUACGUUUUGUUUGUUGGAUUUAUUUGAAUAGUUUCUUCCUUUUUUUUUUACCCUUGUUGGUUGUGUUUUUAUAAAUGAAAUUAUGAAAUUUAGUUGCGGCAA